GCAAGCCCGUCGCCGGCCGGAGGAUUCCAGCGGCGUGCCUUCUACCCGAAUCCACCGGGGUGCUGGUCGCGGCACGGGGUUUUGAGCCAUCGCAUCUCGCGGGAGUCCGUGGGACAUCGGGACCCUGACCCGGAGGUGGCUCGAAGGUUGGAUACAGUUGGCCAUGAAUCCUUACAAAGCUACACAUCCUGGGACAAGACUCCGCGCGCCCAGAAUGGUGGUGGGCAGUGCAAUACGACAACCACGCAACAUCCAGCCUCUCAUCGCCAGACCGGCACCGGUGCGCGCCGGCAUCGCGCAGUCGAACGCCGUUGCUUUACAGGCAGGCGGCGUCAUGCCGGGCGCAGUCGUAUUCAAAACCGAAGACGGCCAACUCCAAUUCGUCAACGUGCAUCCCAACAGCGUUCAGCCCGUAUCUCCCGGACCAGUAGCAAGCCGAGGGCCAUUCCGGGUGCCUGCCCCACCAGCCCCUGCACCAUUACAACCACAGCGAGUGAUGCAACAGAUACCGGCCAGGUAUGCUGCCACGGCCGCAAGCAUGAGGAAUCGACCUCCGGGCUUGGCAUUGACACCAGCGGGCUUCGUUUGCGUCUCCCAACCGCAGAUCAUGCCGCCGCCGUCGCAGUCCUUGGGCGUCAAAAUAGUUCCCGCCCCCACCGUCGCCGCUGUCACCCAACAGCUGUCCAUACAGACUGGCCCCGUGACGGUAGGCGCUCACGAAGCCGCCGCCAACGCUCCACUGAUGUCCCCGGACACGGCGAAACAGAAGUGUAGGAACUUCUUCUCGACGCUCAUUCGUCUCGCUAGCGACCAGCCCGAGAAUACGGCCGCGAACGUGAAGCGCCUGAUUCAGGGACUCGUCGACGACACGAUGCAACCGGAAGAGUUCACCACAAAGUUAGAAAGGGAACUGAGCUCUAACCCACAACCAUGUCUGAUUCCCUUUUUGCGCAAGAGUCUCCCUUUACUGAGACACGCACUCCUGACCAACGAACUCUCCAUCGAAGGCAUUCGUCCUCCACCGCGAAGCGCCCUCUGUAUACCGCAUCCUUCUCCACCCAUCGUGCGUAGUGUACAGAAGACCGCCGUGGCGAGGACCGUGUUGCCGCGUGCCGCCGCCGCGCAGCUUCAGGUGAUGCCUCAGAGCGCCCUUGCCGCCGCUCAAAUGGCCGGUCCCGUCGACCUGCAGGGCCUGCUCGCCCAGCAACACCGUCUCACGGCAUCUGUACGUCCGUCUCCCGGCGGCGGCGUCGCACCAGGAGGCGGCAAGAGUCUGCUGCUGGCCAGGCCUCCCAACUUUGCCGUCGCUCUUCCGCCUGUCGCUGGCGGUGUAUUACCUUUCAAGAUACCGGCUCCCGUGUCGACGGCGGCGCAGCCGAAGGCUUCUCUCUCCACGUCUACCGGAAGUGUCGGCGGCAGCGGAGGCCCGUCGAGCAGCGCCAAAGAAAAACGAUCCGUAGGACCAGCACUGAUUGACGAGGACAUCAAUGAUGUGCCCACUAUGGGAGGAGUCAACGUGGCCGAGGAAUGCCGGGCGAUUCUUUCCACCGGCGAUGACGGCGCGGAGGACCGCUCUUGCAAGGACGAGAACUUUCUCUUCACCGACGCGCUGCACAAGAGGAUCAGUGCCCUGGCCGCGGUCCACGGCAUUGACGAGGUGCCAGACGACGUCGUGGCCCUGGUGUCCCACGCCACCCAGGAGCGCCUGAAGACGUUCAUCGAGAAGCUGAGCGUGAUAGCCGAGCAUCGACAGGAGAACGUGCGCUGCGACCCGCGUUGCGAGGUCACUCAGGAUGUCCGUCGGCAGCUGCGCUUCCUGGAGGAACUUGAGCGGGCCGAGAAGCGGCGGCACGAGGAAGAGGAGCGCGAGCUGCUGCUUAGGGCGGCGCGCAGCCGAGCGAAGGUCGAAGACCCCGAGCACCUGAAGCUGAAGCAGCGUGCUCGAGACCUGCAGAGGGCCGAGUUAGAAGAGGCGAGGCAACGCGAGACCAACAUGACGGCGCUUCUUGCCAUCGGGAACCGGAAGCGACCCGUACCUGUCGUGGCACCGGGAGGAGGGCCUGGGAAGCAGCCCUUUCAUGCUCAAAUGUACAGGCCCAGACUGAAGCGGGUCAGCACUCGAGACGUGCUGUUUCUCAUGGAACAGGAAAGAAGCAAGUUCAGUAGCGAGUUCAUAUACAAGGCGUACCUGAAGUACUGAACAGGCACUCUUUUAAUGCUUUGUCAAAGAGACUUCUGCAUGGAGUUGUUAAUAGCAAGUUUAUCCUUUGUUGUUGUUAUACACAUGUUGUUCAUAAAGUGUUCA
Molecule: messenger RNA, 2305 nt
Organism: Rhipicephalus sanguineus (brown dog tick)
Lineage: Eukaryota; Metazoa; Arthropoda; Arachnida; Ixodida; Ixodidae
Product: transcription initiation factor TFIID subunit 4
Exons: 2
Coding region: 164-2200 (678 amino acids)
Biological process (GO): transcription initiation at RNA polymerase II promoter; DNA-templated transcription
Cellular component (GO): transcription factor TFIID complex
Molecular function (GO): protein heterodimerization activity; DNA binding; RNA polymerase II general transcription initiation factor activity
Source: RefSeq, a predicted model, not a curated record